AUGAGGUACAAUGAUAUUCAUAAAAGAGCACCUCCAAGGUUUACACGAACUCCCGUUGACCAGACAGGGGUCUCUGGUGGAGUUGCCUCUUUCAUUUGCCAAGCGACGGGAGACCCAAGACCUAAAAUUGUCUGGAACAAAAAAGGAAAGAAAGUCAGCAAUCAGAGAUUUGAGGUAAUAGAGUUUGACGAUGGAUCUGGAUCAGUUCUCAGAAUACAACCCUUACGGACUCCGCGAGAUGAGGCAAUUUAUGAAUGUGUGGCCUCGAAUAAUGUGGGAGAAAUAAGUGUAUCCACCAGACUCACAGUUUUACGAGAGGAUCAAAUUCCCAGGGGCUUCCCUACCAUUGACAUGGGCCCACAGUUGAAGGUGGUUGAGCGUACACGCACUGCCACCAUGCUUUGUGCAGCCAGUGGGAAUCCGGAUCCAGAAAUCACUUGGUUCAAAGAUUUCUUACCUGUCGACACAAGCAACAACAAUGGCCGUAUUAAGCAGUUACGAUCAGAAUCUAUUGGAGCCCUUCAGAUCGAACAGAGUGAAGAAUCUGACCAAGGAAAAUAUGAGUGUGUUGCCACCAACAGCGCGGGCACUCGCUAUUCUGCCCCUGCCAAUUUAUAUGUCAGAGGAAGAAGUAUUUCUUCUUCCCUGGAGUUCUCAAAGCCAGUUCUUGUAGUUUUAUCGUCCAGUGAAAAUGCUCUUAGUCUUACCCUCCAUGUCUGUGCAUAA
Aethalodelphis obliquidens (Pacific white-sided dolphin) is the source of this 726-nucleotide messenger RNA. RefSeq names its product receptor-type tyrosine-protein phosphatase delta-like. The record is from RefSeq and is a predicted model, not a curated record. NCBI's taxonomy places the organism in Eukaryota, Metazoa, Chordata, Mammalia, Artiodactyla, Delphinidae. The coding region runs from base 1 to 726 and encodes 241 amino acids. The transcript is spliced from 7 exons.